AUGGAACGUCCAAAAAAAAUAAAAAACAAUAUUAGAUUCAGUAUUGAAUCAGACAGUUGUAGUGAAACUUCAGAAACUCAAAAAAAUCAAGACGAAAAUAACAGUUGUACAAAUAAUAAUAAUACCAAUAAUAUAAAUAGCAAUGAAAAUGAUUGUAAUAAAAUAACAUUCGAAAAACUAUUUGAAUCAAUUCCACAAACUACAUUAGAAAAAAUAAAAGAUAGCAAAGUAAAGUAUGCAUUUAUAACAAAAGGAACAAUUCAUUCAACAAGUAAACAACAUAAAUUUAAACAACCUGUUAGCUUAGAGUUUGCAAUUCAUUUUUUAGCUGAUUCAAACGUUAAAGACUCAACUCUUGUAUUUAUAAAUGAUAAUUCUUUAAUAUUUUCAAAUGGUUGUUACGAUGAAUUAGAUAUAUUUGAUGAAAGCGAUUAA
Molecule: messenger RNA, 435 nt
Organism: Dictyostelium purpureum
Lineage: Eukaryota; Evosea; Eumycetozoa; Dictyosteliales; Dictyosteliaceae
Exons: 3
Coding region: 1-435 (144 amino acids)
Source: RefSeq, a predicted model, not a curated record